This is a messenger RNA of Linum tenue, 384 nucleotides long. The record is from the annotation of a GenBank genome assembly. Lineage: Eukaryota; Viridiplantae; Streptophyta; Magnoliopsida; Malpighiales; Linaceae.
AUGGAAAGUGAUGACAUAGUAGGAGGAGAUAAGCUAAUACUAAGAGGUCUGAAGUUCCAUGGGUUUCAUGGGGUGAAGCAGGAAGAGAGGUCACUGGGGCAGAAGUUUCUGAUCGAUGUAGAUGCCUGGAUGGACCUCCGAGCAGCUGGAAUCUCCGAUCAGCUGACUGACACCAUCAGCUACACUGAUAUCUACCGCAUUGUGAAAGAAGUUGUUGAAGGACCACCGCAGAAUCUGCUGGAGUUUGUGGCUCAAAAGAUUGCAACUAAAACUCUGACAAACUACCCUCGAAUCUCUGCUGUGCGGGUGAAAGUCGGGAAGCCUCAUGUUGCUGUACAUGGACCUCUAGAUUAUCUGGGGGUCGAGAUCCUCCGACGGCGUUGA